AUAUAUAUAUAUAUAUAUAUAUAUAUGCACACUCGUUGCACCACGCACGGGUGCCCUCACUUUGCCAAACUGGGCAACUACUGCCUCUACCACAGCCGCGCCUUCGGUCUUAUGUCAUUGCCACUUCGAAGGCCAUACACCCCCACCGCUGCCAACGACACAUUUCCCUUUGUGAGGAGCUCCGACAAGGCACACGGUUCAGACGUCGCAGCCAAGCCCCAGGCGCGUUAUGACCACCCAAACAACUCGUUGCCGAGACUCAAAAGCGCUCGAAUGUGCAGAGUCGCAGGGUGCAGUUCAUACGCCAGACGACAAGGCAGAUGCUCUCGACACGGCGGCUCCAUCACGUGUGCAGCAGAAGGGUGCGCGACUCCAGCGCAAACAGGUGGAAAGUGUCGGGCGCAUGGAGGGGGGUCACUGUGUAAAAUGGAUGGCUGUGGGGCGUUUGCGAGGACCCAAGGACUGUGUGGACAGCAUCGGCAGGUCGCGCAGCAGACCUUGGCAGCGCGAUCUGCAUAAACCAGUUUACGUGUUUAAUGGAAGUGAACGUAGAAAGGAAAUACACUGUGCUGAAGAGUAAAAACAAACUCCAUUACGCAGCUCUGUUUAAUAUUGAAAAUCUACAUCGUUAACGUUGGA
Messenger RNA from Aphanomyces astaci, 639 nucleotides. RefSeq lists its product as hypothetical. Bases 25 to 519 code for a protein of 164 amino acids. The record is from RefSeq and is a predicted model, not a curated record. NCBI's taxonomy places the organism in Eukaryota, Oomycota, Saprolegniomycetes, Saprolegniales, Verrucalvaceae. The transcript has a single exon.